AUCGAUCUGGCAGCUACCGACAUGCAGGCGCUAAAGUGCGAAAUUAGGUAGCGUCAAUGAGACUAAAAUACAAGACGCACUAUGCGUUCUCCGAUCAAUCCGUCUCGAGCUCAGAUUCUACCAGGCCCGUGCGGUUCGGGUUCUUACAAGCGAGAUUCGGUGCCUCAUGCACGGCACGGGUGGUGCGGUUGCGCUAGUCCCAAAGAGGAGAUCACGUAUCUCUGAAGUCAUAAAGGUCCAGUCUGCACCACACGGAUGUUCUGGAGUCUCGAUCCCAAUCAACACAGCCACAGAACAUGGCACCAUCAGUCAUAAACGAAGAGGCUGAAGACAGCGCACUCGAGGACUACGAUCAAUUCGAGGAAGUCCGCAAACCUUCACCACAGUCCGCAAGGCAACCCAACGAAGACAAUUUAGAUGAAGCAGAAUCCGAGUUGCUCAACGAAAACGUCGAUGAAGGUGUAGAUGGACUUGAUGAGCUUGCUGUACCCGCUCCAGAUGAGAACCCCGACGAGGAGCGGACCGAGUACCACCGAAGCCUUGAAGAAGAACGAGAGAUUGGCAGUAGACGAAGUGCGAUCCAUGAACAUACACGCCAGGCGACCGAACGACCUUCCUUACAGCAAAGGCUUCUGAUACAGCUCUACACACACUCCUGGCUUGUGCUCUUCUCGAUUCUUGGCACGCUGGCAAGACUAGGAGUCGAAUGGAUGACAUACUAUCGCAAUGCCCCGGUGACUACGAACGUAUUGUGGGCAAAUUUUGGAGGAUCCCUAGUUCUUGGGUUCUUGCAAGAAGAUCGCGCCUUGUUCGCCGAGAAAAGAGGUCGCCACUUACUCUCGACCACGCACUCCAGCUCCAAUGGUGACGACACCGACGAAAAGGGGCAGCGGGACUCUCAAGCCGACCAGACUGCCAGGAAAAAGUCCAUACCACUAUACAUCGGGCUGGCAGUUGGCUUCUGCGGAUCAUUCACAUCCUACUCAUCCUUCAUGCGUGAUCUUUUCCUCGGGCUGUCCGAUGAGCUGAUUGGCAAAGACCAGGUUAAGAACGCCAGGAGCGCUGGUUGGAGUGCCGCAUCAGUCUUGGGUAUGGUCAUCACCGAGGUCACAGUCUCGCUUUCCGCCCUCUCAUUUGGCGCUCACCUAGCGAUUGCUCUCUUACCUCUACUUUCGAGCAUUCCCCGAAUGAACCUGGGCAAGAUCACAAAUCCCUUGGGCGUCUUCCUAGGAUUGGGUUGUUGGUUUGGUGCAGUAUGCCUUGCCAUCUGGCCUCCGCACAAUGCGUGGCGUGGACAAGUUGUCUUCGCCAUCGUCUUCGCACCUAUGGGCACUAUAGUGCGCUAUUGGCUCUCUGUGCAACUCAAUCGAUGCAUUAAGUCAUUUCCCAUCGGUACAUUCUCUGCGAAUAUGCUGGGUACCGCACUUCUUGCUAUGGCUUACGAUCUGCAACAUACAAACCUUCAGGGAAACAUUGUGGGCGGAAGUGUAAUCGGUUGUCAGGUACUGGCGGGUAUCACAGAAGGUUUCUGUGGAUGUUUGACGACAGUAAGUACAUGGGUGGCUGAGCUCAAAAGUCUGCGAAAGAGGCAUGCUUAUCUGUAUGGUGUCACAAGCAUCGCAAUUGGCUUUUCUUUGAUGAUCGUCAUUGUGGGAGCUCUUCAAUGGACGUCAGGACUGAGGGCACCGGUGUGUAAGGUUUGAUUGCCUUGUAGAGAUAGAACGGUGUAGCAAAACCUAUUAAUAAUGUUAAGCAAUG
Messenger RNA from Alternaria rosae, 1758 nucleotides. RefSeq names its product CrcB-like protein-domain-containing protein. Lineage: Eukaryota; Fungi; Ascomycota; Dothideomycetes; Pleosporales; Pleosporaceae. Gene Ontology annotation, cellular component: membrane. The record is from RefSeq and is a predicted model, not a curated record. The transcript has a single exon. Gene Ontology annotation, molecular function: fluoride transmembrane transporter activity. Gene Ontology annotation, biological process: fluoride transmembrane transport. Bases 297 to 1703 code for a protein of 468 amino acids.